Peromyscus leucopus (white-footed mouse) is the source of this 2178-nucleotide messenger RNA. It is a transcript of the gene Hnrnph1, whose product is annotated as heterogeneous nuclear ribonucleoprotein H1. Gene Ontology annotation, cellular component: ribonucleoprotein complex; nucleoplasm. The transcript is spliced from 13 exons. NCBI's taxonomy places the organism in Eukaryota, Metazoa, Chordata, Mammalia, Rodentia, Cricetidae. Bases 140 to 1429 code for a protein of 429 amino acids. Gene Ontology annotation, molecular function: RNA binding. The record is from RefSeq and is a predicted model, not a curated record. Gene Ontology annotation, biological process: regulation of RNA splicing.
CAGGCCACAGGGUGCGCGUGCGCAGAGCUUGUUCGGAGGGCUUUAUUUAGGCUGCGCAGGCGCCCGCUAAUCAUUUCUCCUCAGCCACGCCGAGGGUUUGUGUGGAGUCUGUUUCGACGCCAGGACCCCCGAAGAGACGAUGAUGCUGGGCGCGGAAGGUGGAGAGGGCUUCGUGGUGAAGGUCCGGGGCUUGCCCUGGUCCUGCUCCGCGGACGAGGUGCAGCGCUUUUUUUCCGACUGCAAAAUUCAAAAUGGGGCCCAAGGUAUUCGUUUCAUCUACACCAGAGAAGGCAGACCGAGUGGAGAGGCUUUUGUUGAACUUGAAUCAGAAGAUGAAGUCAAAUUGGCCUUGAAAAAAGACAGAGAAACUAUGGGACACAGAUAUGUUGAAGUAUUCAAGUCAAACAACGUUGAAAUGGAUUGGGUGUUGAAGCAUACUGGUCCAAAUAGUCCUGACACGGCCAAUGAUGGCUUUGUACGGCUUAGAGGACUCCCUUUUGGAUGUAGCAAGGAAGAAAUUGUUCAGUUUUUCUCAGGGUUGGAAAUCGUGCCAAAUGGGAUAACAUUGCCGGUGGACUUCCAGGGGAGGAGUACGGGGGAGGCCUUCGUGCAGUUUGCUUCACAGGAAAUAGCUGAAAAGGCUCUAAAGAAACACAAGGAAAGAAUAGGGCACAGGUAUAUUGAAAUAUUUAAGAGCAGUCGAGCUGAAGUUAGAACUCAUUAUGAUCCACCACGAAAACUUAUGGCCAUGCAGCGACCAGGUCCCUAUGACAGACCUGGGGCUGGCAGAGGGUAUAACAGCAUUGGCAGAGGAGCUGGUUUUGAGAGGAUGAGGCGUGGUGCUUAUGGUGGAGGCUACGGAGGCUAUGAUGAUUAUAAUGGCUAUAAUGAUGGCUAUGGAUUUGGUUCGGAUAGAUUUGGAAGAGACCUCAAUUAUUGUUUUUCAGGAAUGUCUGACCACAGAUACGGGGAUGGUGGCUCUACUUUCCAGAGUACAACGGGACACUGUGUACACAUGCGGGGAUUACCAUACAGAGCUACUGAGAAUGACAUUUAUAAUUUUUUUUCACCACUCAAUCCUGUGAGAGUACAUAUUGAGAUUGGACCUGAUGGCAGAGUAACUGGUGAAGCAGAUGUCGAGUUUGCGACCCAUGAAGAUGCUGUUGCAGCUAUGUCAAAAGAUAAAGCAAAUAUGCAACACAGAUAUGUAGAACUCUUCUUGAAUUCUACAGCAGGAGCAAGCGGUGGUGCUUAUGGUAGCCAAAUGAUGGGAGGCAUGGGCUUGUCAAACCAGUCCAGUUACGGUGGCCCAGCCAGCCAGCAGCUGAGUGGUGGUUAUGGAGGUGGCUACGGCGGCCAGAGCAGCAUGAGUGGAUAUGACCAAGUUUUACAGGAAAACUCCAGUGAUUUUCAAUCAAACAUUGCAUAGGUAGCCAAGGAGCAGUGAACAGCAGCUACUACAGUAGCGGAAGCCGUGCAUCUAUGGGCGUGAAUGGAAUGGGAGGGAUGUCUAGCAUGUCCAGUAUGAGUGGUGGAUGGGGAAUGUAAUUGAUUUUGAUCACUGACUCUUGGUCAUUUUUUUUUUUUUUUAAACUUCAGUUUAACAGUUUUGCAAUCUAGCCUUGUGAUUGAUGCUUCCUCUUAAGUGAACAUUGGCAUCACUCAAAGGACUACAGUUCAAUGUUGAACAUAGUCACCUAGGAUGAUACAGUGAAGUUGAGUGAACUGUAACUGUUAAACAAUUCCCAGCUUUUCUCUAGUUACUGUAGGAUGUACGUAAGCAGUAAGCGUAUUUAGGUUAAAGCAGUUGAAUUAUGUUAAAUGUUGCUCUUAUACAUACAUUACAUUGAACACUGUUGGUGCAUGUUGAAAAGACAUGCUUUUUUGUAAAACUCAAUAUAGGAGCUGCGUCUACAAUUAAAGUGAAACAUUUGGCAUGUUUGUUCUAAUUUCAUUUGAUAAACCUGUAAGGCACGUGAGUUUAAAGCUUUCCCCCCCUUUUUUUUUAAGUUAAUGGAGUAAUUUUGAGACGCAAUAUCAUUUACUUUAGGAUUUUUGGUCUUGGUGUUUGUAUGAAAUUCUGAGGCCUUGAUUUAAGUCUUUCAUUGUAUUGUGAUUUCCUUUUAGGUGUAUUGCGCUAAGUGAACCUUGUCAAAUAAAUCUUCCUUUUAAAAGCUA